CAGACUCCUCCCCCUCUGCCAUCGCAACUCAGUCAGCAGUCAGCAGCCAGCCAUCCAGCGGCAAGUUUUCGGGCAAUUCACCCACCCAAGGAAAAAGCCCGAAAAUGAGUCAGUUUAAGGAGCGCUUCGUGACUCUGCUCCAUGAGAAGAACUUUGUGACAGACCAGUUGGCGACGUUGGAACACAAAACGGGAGUGAAAAGAGAGUAUAUCACCGUGGGUGCUCUGAGUUUGGUCGGGCUGUAUCUGCUGUUUGGAUUUGGAGCCUCACUGCUCUGCAACCUGAUUGGAUUCGCCUAUCCAGCAUAUUUCUCCAUUAAGGCCAUCGAGAGCAAUGUGAAGGAGGACGACACGCAGUGGCUGACCUACUGGGUGGUGUAUGGACUCUUCAGCAUCGUCGAGGCCUUCUCCGACAUCUUCCUCUUCUGGUUUCCCUUCUACUACGCCAGCAAGUGUCUGUUCCUGAUUUGGUGCAUGGCUCCGGUGACGUGGAACGGCUCCGACAUGUUGUACAAGCGUGUGAUCCGGCCAUUUUUCCUGAAGCACCAGGCCGCCAUGGACACUAUGGUCAGCGAUCUGAGCGCCAGGGCUAAGAACAUAACCGAGUCGGUGACAAAGGAGGGUGAGAUCUCAGUGUACAUCUGUUAACCGGGCCCUCAACCAUGAAAAGGACCAGUGAGAAGUGUGUGUGUGUGUGUAUGUGUGUGUGUGUGUGUGUGUGUUAAUUGAAAGAGUGAGUAUGUGUGGGUUUGUUGUUUUCUGCUUCCGUCUUGCCCUCUCUUCCAUUUCCGUGACGAGUGAGGCUGAACCCCCGCGUCACGUGGUGAACUGAAAAGCUUGUCUGUGCGUCACCAUCAGUCUACUGCCAUCGGUACUGCCAAGACAAUCUGAAAAACUGUGACCUUUUUAUGUUUGACAUACCGUGUUGAUGGCAGACAUUACGUUUGUGUGCCUGUAAGCUCUCAGCAGUGAAUGUUAUUGUGUCUAUCGAAGCCAUUUGUGACAGAAAACAUUACGGUUACAAAGCAGGUUGUUUUUUAAUUACCGAUAACAAAGAUUGUUAACAUUGUUAAUCAAAACUGGAACUUGUCAUUAAUGUGUUCUUGCUCUCUAAAGCUCUACUCCUUUAUGUGCUAAUAAGCGUUUAAGUCUGCGUGAGCUAAUGGAAGGUUUUAAAUCUUAACUAUUGCCUUUGACAUGUCUUAAUUUAUCUUCUCACUAUGAUGAAAUAAUAAAACUGGAACCUUAAUGAACUAAA
Molecule: messenger RNA, 1257 nt
Organism: Gymnodraco acuticeps
Lineage: Eukaryota; Metazoa; Chordata; Actinopteri; Perciformes; Bathydraconidae
Exons: 6
Coding region: 105-647 (180 amino acids)
Source: RefSeq, a predicted model, not a curated record